This is a messenger RNA of Anopheles nili, 4845 nucleotides long. It is a transcript of the gene atk, whose product is annotated as protein artichoke. NCBI's taxonomy places the organism in Eukaryota, Metazoa, Arthropoda, Insecta, Diptera, Culicidae. The transcript has 4 exons. Gene Ontology annotation, molecular function: protein binding. The record is from RefSeq and is a predicted model, not a curated record. The coding region runs from base 1 to 4845 and encodes 1614 amino acids.
AUGGCACCAGAAUCGACAGAAGUGAAGAACCACCAAACCGACAGUAUGGCACGAACAUUGCGCAGGUGGUGCGUUGGAAGACGCCACCGAAAGGUGGCUCAACUCGGGUUCGGAUUGAUGAUUGUGCUCAAUUGCAUCGUGACGGUCGUCGUUGCGCAACGUGACACGAUCUGUCCACCCCAGGACAUUAUCCUGCCGUGCAGGUGUUCACAACGUGGCAGUGAGAUACAGAUAUGGUGCUCCCAUAGCGAUCUACCACGGGUGCUGAUGGGAUUGAAAGCGGUCUCGAAGUCCAUCAUCCGUCCGAUCGAUGAGCUAAUCCUGGAGAACAACUUUCUGCCGUCACUGCCGGGUCGUACAUUCGCUCCGCUUAACAUCCUUCGGUUGAUGCUACGCCACAACGGGCUUGAGCGGUUGUCAAACGGAUGGUUGAACGAUCUCGACAAAAGCCUGGUGGAGAUCUUCAUCGUCGAGCGCAACCUGCGCAGCAUCCCUGUGGACAGUUUGACCGGAUUGCGCAAGCUGGAAGCCGUCACGAUCCAGAGCGAGAAUCUAAAGCGGUUGCCUGACUUCUCUGGCCUACCAAAGCUGCGGUACGUGAGUGCUCAAAGUGGUUCGCUGAUCGAGCUGGCACCUCAGUACUUCCGCGAGUUGGUCAGUCUCGAGACGGUACACGUGACGGGCAGUGGCAACCUGAACCGACUCGAAGGGGGUCUGUUCAACGAUCUUCCCAAGCUGCAGCUGAUCAACCUCUCCGAGAACGGCAUCAGCUGGGUGCAUUUGCGUGCGUUCGUUGGUUUGCCAGCGCUUAAGACGCUACAACUCUCAGGCAACAAAAUCACGGAUGCCGGAAUGGUUGGACGGGCAGUAAAGGACAUCCACGGAUUGCAGGUGUUGCGUUUGGACCGGAACAUGAUCUCGAAGCUGACCGAGGGCAGUUUCGUGGAUCUACCAUCGUUGAAAGAGUUGCACUUGAACGACAACGGCAUCACGGAGAUUUUCCACGGAGCGUUCCAUCGAACGCCCAACCUAAAGCUGGUACAUCUGGAGAACAACUAUCUGCGGCGUGUUCACCCGGAAUCGUUCCUUCAGGCAUCUGGAAGCGGUGUUGAAAUGGUACACCUGCAGCGAAACGAGAUUGGUCGUGUGGAGGAACUCCGAUCGUUGCUGGAUGCAUUGCCGAUGUUGCGUUUUCUGGACUUGAGCCACAAUAAGCUUGAAGCGAUACCGUUCGGGGCAUUGCGUGGUCAUGGGACGCUCGAGCAGCUGUACCUUAACCAGAACCGCAUUCGCAUGAUCGAACGGGACGCGUUUAUGGCGAUGCCAGGGUUGCGCGAACUGCGCCUCCAAAACAACUCACUGCACGAUCAGCUACCGAUGCCGUUCUGGAACCUGCCCGGGCUUAAGGGAAUCGAUAUCUCGUACAACGGCUUCCGGCGUAUGGAUCCAAGUUUGCUCGUUGGUGUACCGUCCUUGCGACGGUUGGACAUUAGCGGAAACACGCUGUCGGUGAUCGAUGCUGGUGCAUUCACCCACACGCCCAUGCUGGAGACGGUCAACAUCUCAAACAACGAGCUGACCGUCAUUCAUCCGGCCACGUUUCGUGACCUAAACCACAUGUUUGAGCUGGACGCGGGUACCAAUCGGCUGCAGGAGUUCAUCCCUGGGUUGCCGGUGGCGGUUGAGCGUAUCAACCUGCACGCAAACAGGAUCACGCAGCUACCACCACCGACAACCGCUAGCCAGCUGUGGGACCUACCGAACCUGCGGAUGCUUGAUAUCAGCGAUAAUACGCUUACGCGACUGCCAAGGGCCGUUUUCAAGCCUACACCACAGCUACGUGUCCUCAGUUUAGCGCGAAAUCAGCUGCAGUCCGUGGACGAUGGCAGUCUGGCGGGACUCGGUCGGCUCGAGAUCCUGAAUCUGCAGGACAACCGUGUGCUGGCGCUGCACGAGCGAUGUUUCGGGCCGUUGGAGAACCUGCGUGAGCUUAACCUGCAGGGUAACCGGAUCGAGGUGCUGGUGGACAAUCUGCUGGACAGCAACGCGCUGCUGGAGCAGUUCGACGCGUCACGCAACAGCAUCGUGGAGAUUUCACCGAAAGCAUUCCGCAACAGCCGCUCGCUGCAAACGCUCGAUCUGUCGGCGAAUCAACUGCGCGAGUUGCCGGAGUCGUUGUCUGGGCUGGCAGAGCUUCGUGAGCUUGAUGUUAGCUUCAAUCAGCUGACGGAGCUGUCCCCGAGCGUGUUGGUGGCGUGGCGCAAUCUCGAGGAGCUGAAGGUUUCCAACAAUAAGGUGAACCACCUGGAUCAGGGCUCGCUGCGGAACUUGCCGCUGCUGCAAUACCUGGAUCUGUCAAGCAACGAGCUGACACUACUGGAGCACGGUUCGUUGCGAAACCUGCCGGAGCUGCAGGAGCUUGUGCUGGCCGACAAUAAGCUGACGGAGCUGAAGGAUCGCGUGUUUGAGGAUCUACCCAGUUUGCAGGCCGUUCAUCUGCAGCAGAACAACCUGCGGUACAUCUCGCCGUACAGCUUCUACCGAUCGCCGUCGAUCGUGUACCUCAAUCUGUCGGCCAACGAGUUCCGCAGCCUCGACAGUGUCGGUUUGCGCAGUGUGCGCAAUCUCGAGGUGCUCGAUCUGACCGGAAAUGGUAUUCGCAAGAUUACGCCGAACCCGCUGCGUGGCCUGGACUGGCUGGUGGAGUUGAAGUUGGAUAACAACCAGAUCUGUGGUAUCCAAGGGGAACCGUUUUCUUCGAUGCCGCGCUUGCGUGUCCUUAGCCUGCGCAAUAACCGGAUGUCGCGCGUACCGGAGCCCAUCUUCCGGAGCUUGCGCACCAACAUCGCCAUCCUGGAUGUGGACGGUAACCCGCUGGAUUGCAGUUGUGAAAUGCUUUGGUACAUGGCGUGGUUGCAGGAAAGUCGCAGCCUUUAUCCUGGUCCACGUUGCCGCGAUGGGAAAAUGCUGAUGGAUAUGCGGUUGUCUCGCACGGAUUGUCAGACCGGCGCAAGGACAGCACCAGGAUCGCAUGGUGAGCAUCCGCUGACGAACGAUCACGGAGAUGUGUUUGUGCGCGCGCUCGACUACGACGAGUGUGGUGGGUUAGAGAACUACGAAGUGCCGCCAGGAUCACCGGCCCAACCGUUCCAUCCGGGGUCGCCAACACCCGGCGAUAGUGACUACUUCUACGACCAGUACGUGGACUAUCCGAACGCGCUGAACGACAGUCGGUUGGUGAACGGCCAGCGACCAAAUGGGACUUCAUUCGCCGAUGAUGCGUCGCAGGAUCGACGGAAUUACACCGCCAACUUUGUCGACUUUAACAACAACAAGUUCAACCAGUUCCAGCGUCCGCCGGGUGUUGCGGUUCCACCGGGAGGCCCGGAUUCUGGGUCUCCGUUCACGUUCUUCGGGCUGCCUAUUCCGAGCCUGAACAUCGGGAAAAUGUUCGGUGGGGCUGGCCGGAAUGCCAACAACCGGGCGUCGGGGACCACAAGGGGAAAAGGACGCGUGCAAAUAUACAAACAGGGUGAACCGGAACAGAGCGUUAUCUACCGAACGGAUGGCACCAAAACGGAUGCCACGGUUACGUUGAAAACACCUGCGGAUGCAUUGGAUAAAAACGCCGGUGCCACGAACGAGAACAAUCUCUUCUAUCGGCCGUAUUUCCAGACGUCCUUCCGUCAGCCCGCACCACAACAACCGGUUGGGUCCCCGGUUGAGGUGCAGAAGGGUGGAUUCACCCCCAUGCUUCCAGGUGUAGUGGGAGGGUUUACACCGAUCACCGACCCUACGCUGAAGGUGAUCAACCAGAACUAUACGCACGAACCGGGCAAAUGGCCGACGGAGUUCAAUGAAAGGGUACCACUGGUGACGGAACCGACACGUUAUCUGCAGCAGAAUAAGUUCGAGGCCACCAUCAAGCCGUCGCACAAUAGCGCGCCGUACUUUGUCGAUGGAAUAACGCACCACAUCCCGGAGCGACAAGAACGUCCAGUGGCGCCAUCGAACGUCGAAUCUGGCCGCGUUCCUCCCCGAGCGGACGUGAGUGAUAAGGUGGGUGUGGGAGCAAACAAUGGAACUACUGGUGUGGUGAUGCCUCCACACUCCGAGAUGGAUGACGACGAUGAGGAUGAAGAGUCCUUCGACGAGGAAGACGAACCUGCCGAAGGCGAAGACAUCGACGACGUUAACGGAGCCCCGGAAAUGGCCAAACCCCAAAGGAUCGAGAACGAGCUCACCACGCGGUUGUCGAUUGAACUGGCUACACCCACGCUGGGAUCGACGGGUGUGUCUGUCGCAGGAUUUAACAAAGCCUUCACCACACCGAGCCCCACGAUCCGCGAUCUUGCAAGGACUCCCGGCCGGGAGUUCUACGACAGCUCGAGCAACACGCCGUCAUCGAUAUCGGCGCUUAUCGCACCCGGAUCAACGCAGCAUCGGUCACCGCCGGGUAAAUCGACCAUCGAGAAAGUGCCUGCCCCGGUGUCCUCCACGGUCACGCCGUACUUCCCCAACACGACACCCGGGCAGGCGCAGCGGGUUGUGCCGAAAAUCGAAACCGACGGUGUGGAGCGGCAUUUCGGUUCACCGAACAUCAUCGAUCUGUCGCCUUCGAGCCAUCACCAUCCGGAGAUCGAUGGGGUGAACGAGAUCCGGAAGCGCGAGGAUAUGGAUUGGUACUUCGCUAACUACAACCACACGCAGCACUACGAUUUCGACGAGCUCGAGAUUAACAGCUUCCGGAGCGCGGGCACAGCCGUCGUGGUGGAAGCGAGAACUGCCAUCAUUUCGCUGGUGACGAUCCAUGUGGCCGUGCGAAUGCUGCGGAUAGUAUUUUAG